UUGAAGCGAUGGCGGUUCGCUUGAGUGCAGUUUUAUUUCUUACUAUCUUUUAUGUUUGUCAUUAUUUGUCGUCAACAUCUGCGUUAGAAAAUAAUGAUUUUCCUGGAGACAAGGAAGAACAUCCUUUUCGCGAGGAUCAAGUUUUUAAUAUUAGCUUAGAGCCAUACAAACAAUUCUUGAAAGAAGAUGGUAAAAUAUUCAAUGUAUAUUGCUAUCAAAAUGUUCCCAAAUCUAUACUGCAGAUAUGGAGAAGUGUUCAAUUAGUAUUAGAACAUGUACCAUUAUCUUACAAACUAUAUUGUGGAGAGAAUGGAACAGAUGUAGCAGAAAAGCAUGAAAAAGAUUUCUUUUGGAAUCCUUCAUCAUGGUGGAGUGUUCAGAGUAGUGUAGUAGAGUUUCCUGCAUUUUCACCAUAUUGUAUUGGAAUUAAAACUAAAGAAAAAUAUGCAUUUCAUUUACAGGUUAGAGUUGUUAACUACUGGAAGUUUCUGCAAUUCAUUAUUGGGAUCAUAUUGUUUCUUAGUGCUCCGUCCCUUAGUAGAAACUCAUUUUUUCACUAUACUUCAGGAGUAUCCAUGGGAGUGCUUGCCUCUCUUUUAGUUCUUAUAUACGUAAUGAGCCGAUUUGUCCCCAAAAAAUCUGCAUCAUAUGCUGUGCUAUUUUUUGGAUACUCCUUUGUCUUAUAUGCUCUGAAAGCUUUUUGGCAUGAUUUCAGUCAGAUACUCUUCAAUUAUAUGGACUACUUUCUGACCUACUGUGUUGUUAUGGCAUUUAUAAGUUUUGUGAUAUGCUAUCGCCUUGGUCCCGUAAAAAAUCCAAGAACUUUUAAUUUAAUACAGUGGUUUAUGCAAGUUAUUGCACUUCUUUUAAUUUUCUUCAGCUCAGAAUAUCGUGAAAUAACUACAGCAUUAUCCAUACUAUUACUCACCGCACACUUCAUUCCAACACGCUAUGUUUCAAAGCUGCAGUUCAUAUGGUAUCGUUUCUUCCCUCCUAAAGUAAGACUUCUCACUGAAUUGGAAUAUUUGGAGCAAGGUCGCAUUGAAACUGAAAAGGCUCUGGAAAAUUUAAAAAAGUAUUGUAGCAGCCCAGAUUGCAAUGUUUGGAAAACUGUUAGUAGAUUAAAAGAUCCUGUGAGAUUUGCUAACUAUAUAGAGACGGGCCACCAUUUUACAGAUCAAGAAUUAUUAGACUACAAUUCUGAAGAUUGUGCAGACACAAUCGAAAGUGAUGAGGAAAGUGAAAGUCAUCUUUAUAAUAAUGGUGGUUACUAUAGCUGACAACUGCAGUGGCUAUCAUUCCAAUCAUUAGAUAAAUACUGUAUUGUCUUUUAUCAGCUAUAAUUGUACAAUCAUGUUAUUUUUA
Messenger RNA from Uloborus diversus, 1365 nucleotides. Its product is annotated as nuclear envelope integral membrane protein-like. Bases 9 to 1280 code for a protein of 423 amino acids. The transcript has 9 exons. The record is from RefSeq and is a predicted model, not a curated record. Gene Ontology annotation, cellular component: nuclear envelope. NCBI's taxonomy places the organism in Eukaryota, Metazoa, Arthropoda, Arachnida, Araneae, Uloboridae.